GUUGAUGACGUCGAAUAUUUGCGACGAGCAGCUCAAGUAAACUCGUACAGCGUGGAACAGCAGAUUUAGAAUAGUACCGCGGAGCGGAGUAAACUGUACUAGUUUCUACUACUGUUUUGUGUUCAUUCAAACGUUUCUAGAUUGUUCAAUCGCAAGAUGGCAUCGUCACUGCCGCAGAAGCGCUAUUAUAGGCAGAGAGCGCACUCUAAUCCAAUGGCGGACCACACGUUCGAUUACCCAGUGUGCCCAGACAAGAUGGACUGGUCUGAGCUCUACCCAGACUUUUUCAGCCCGCCAUCCCAGUCAGAUCGCCAUGACGACGAGGCGGACCAAUCAGAGAAGAGGAGAGAGGAGGCACGGGUGGAGUUUGCCGACAUUGGGUGUGGAUACGGAGGGCUUCUGGUGGAGCUCGCUCUGCUGUUCCCUCAGAAGCUGAUCCUGGGUCUGGAGAUCCGGGUUAAGGUGUCAGAUUAUGUGCGGGACCGGAUCCAAAGCCUGCGGGCUGCCCAUCCGGGCCAGUACCAGAACAUUGCCUGUCUCCGCAGCAACGCCAUGAAAUAUCUGCCGAACUUCUUCACUAAAGGCCAGCUCAGCAAGAUGUUCUUCCUGUUCCCGGACCCCCACUUCAAGAAGACGAAACACAAGUGGAGAAUCAUCAGUCCCACGCUGCUGGCAGAGUACGCCUACACACUGAGAGCAGGGGGCCUGGUGUAUACGAUCACAGACGUGGAAGAUGUGCACCUUUGGAUGGUGAAGCACUUCACGGAGCACCCGCUGUUCGAGCGUGUCACCCCAGAGGAGCUGGUUGAUGACGUCAUCAUUGAUCGCCUGGGUACCUGUACAGAGGAGGGGAAGAAGGUCCAGCGAAAUGGUGGGAAAAACUACAUGGCCGUCUUCCGCAGAACGGAGGACUCGGAGACGCAUCGAGCAGCUGAUCUGCUGACCGGUUCCCAGUCUGCAGGAAAGCAUAAAUCUACGGAAAACUGAGCCUCGGGAAACUCAGAAGUAUGGAAGUUUGAAAUGAGAUACCUGACAUCAGAGUCUAAAACUGUCAACCCGAGAGUUCAUUUAUCUACAUUCUUUGGUGUUAUUUUUUUACUGUCAUUUUUUAACGUGCUGGUUCACUGAUGGGACUUCAUCUGCAGCUCUGCGUUGAGUCAGUGGAGGUGAGCACACACACCCCUCCUCCGGGGGCAAGUUGACACCGACCUGGGGUCACACAGGAGAAAAGGAUUCCCCCACUUUCAUGUGGUGGGGAGAUAGGGGGCUCACUGGUGUCACUACAAAAAGUGUCAUUUACAAUUAAAAUCUAGUGAUUUAUGCCAGAUUCAUUCCGAAUAAUUACCCCCAACCUCUUCCCCCAAUCAAUUACCUUAUUGUCCAUGCAAGGGGUUUCUUGGGACAUGCAGUGCUGAGUUUAUUUAGGUUGCUAGGGUCCUUAAUGCACAAUGUCACCUCAGAUUUUUAGGCGCUGCGGCAUGAGACUUCAGCCCCAGGUUCUAGCAGUGCGCUGGGACAGUGCUACAACACUGCUGCACGAGAGAUUCUCAGGCCCUGGAGUUGACUUCACUGUGUACAACUUAAGCAGUAACUGUGAUUUUUUUUUUGCUGAAUAAAUAAUGACAAUUAUUAUGAAAAAGAA
This is a messenger RNA of Lepisosteus oculatus (spotted gar), 1642 nucleotides long. NCBI's taxonomy places the organism in Eukaryota, Metazoa, Chordata, Actinopteri, Semionotiformes, Lepisosteidae. The record is from RefSeq and is a predicted model, not a curated record.